Molecule: messenger RNA, 6914 nt
Organism: Dalotia coriaria
Lineage: Eukaryota; Metazoa; Arthropoda; Insecta; Coleoptera; Staphylinidae
Gene: PMCA
Product: plasma membrane calcium-transporting ATPase 3
Exons: 18
Coding region: 370-4002 (1210 amino acids)
Biological process (GO): regulation of cytosolic calcium ion concentration; calcium ion transmembrane transport
Cellular component (GO): intracellular membrane-bounded organelle; plasma membrane
Molecular function (GO): P-type calcium transporter activity; ATP binding; ATP hydrolysis activity
Source: RefSeq, a predicted model, not a curated record
CAUCGCGGCGCACAUCGACCGUCGGGGGCCAGUUCAGUGCGGGGCACGGUGUCACCAGCGCGCGCGUGCUAGCAAAGCAAAACGUCGGUCGGUCGGGCGAGAGGCAUGCCCGUGGUGUCGAUGCUGCCAUAGUGCUGCGAGUUGUUGGAUUGUUGUUGGCGUUGGAGCGGAUUGUUGCGUAUUGUUGCUGCUGGUUGUGUGUUGGGCUGGGCCGCGCUGGCGAAGCGUGUCGCUGCUCCUCGUCUCCUCUCUCUGUUGGAGUUGGCCACCGGCGUCAAGCAGCAGCGGUGGAUCGGGAUCGAUGUCGCAGUUGGACGCGCGUUGAGCACGGAACGGAGUCGAGCGCACCAAAGAUCUAGCUGAGUGGAAAUGGCUACGAUAGACGGCCGGCCCGCGCAAUAUGGCAUCACCCUCAAGCAUUUGCGGGACCUCAUGGAACACCGAGGUCCCGAGGGUGUGAACAAAUUGAACGAGAUUGGCGGUGUGCAGGAGCUGUGCAAGAAAUUGUACACGUCGCCCAGUGAAGGUCUCACUGGUUCACAAGUAGACACCGAGCACCGGAGAGAAGUGUUCGGCUCGAAUUCGAUUCCACCAAAGCCACCGAAAACAUUUCUGCAAUUGGUAUGGGAGGCGCUGCAGGAUAUCACGCUUAUCAUUCUCGAAGUAGCUGCCAUAGUAUCGUUGGGUUUAUCGUUUUAUCAACCGGCAAGCGAGGAAGAUGCGCAACCGUUCGACGAUGACGAAACGUCGCACGGCUGGAUCGAGGGGCUGGCCAUAUUGAUAUCUGUUAUCGUAGUUGUAUUCGUUACCGCGUUCAAUGACUACACGAAGGAGCGGCAGUUCCGCGGGCUGCAGAACCGCAUCGAGGGCGAGCACAAAUUCUCGGUCAUCCGGCAGGCCGAGGUCAAGCAGAUCGGCGUCAGCGAGAUCGUCGUCGGCGACAUCUGCCAGAUCAAGUACGGCGACCUGCUGCCCGCUGACGGCAUUCUCAUCCAAUCGAACGAUCUUAAGGUUGACGAAUCGUCACUGACAGGCGAAUCAGAUCAUGUUAAGAAGGGGGAAUCUUUCGAUCCGAUGGUACUUUCCGGUACGCACGUGAUGGAAGGUUCCGGGAAGAUGUUGGUGACCGCCGUCGGCGUCAACUCGCAGGCGGGCAUCAUCUUCACGCUGCUGGGAGCCGCUGUUGAUGAGCAAGAGCAGGAGAUUAAGAAAAUGAAGAAAGAGGCUAAAAAGCAGCGGAAGAAGAAAAGCCUAACAGGAGAUGAGGAAGCCGGAAAUGUGACGGGUAACAGUCAUAUGAACUCGCCGGCGCCCGUGGAGAACAAACAUGGCAACUCGACGCCGGAUGACGGGCAGGGCAAUCACGUGUCGUCCGGCGGCGGCGGCGGCGAGAGCCACAAGAAGGAGAAGUCUGUCCUGCAGGCGAAACUGACCAAGCUCGCCAUUCAGAUCGGCUACGCCGGCUCGACGAUCGCCGUGCUCACCGUCGUCAUCUUGGUCAUUCAAUUCUGUGUUCAUACGUUCGUCAUUCAGCAGAAGGAGUGGAGGGCGUCGUACGUCAACAACAUGGUGCGCCAUUUGAUUAUCGGUGUCACGGUGCUGGUGGUCGCCGUGCCGGAGGGUCUGCCGUUAGCCGUCACACUGUCACUAGCUUAUAGCGUUAAGAAAAUGAUGAAAGACAACAACUUGGUACGGCAUUUGGACGCGUGCGAGACGAUGGGUAACGCCACGGCCAUUUGUUCUGACAAAACGGGCACGUUGACCACCAAUCGCAUGACGGUGGUACAGUCGUACAUCUGUGAACAGUUGUGUAAGACGACGCCGAAAUUCAGCGAUAUACCAUCAAAGGUUGCCAACUUGAUCGUGCAGGGCAUCGCGGUUAACUCGGCGUACACUUCAAGAAUCAUGCCACCAGAUGAACCCUCCGAGCUGCCGAAGCAGGUCGGUAACAAAACCGAAUGCGCACUGCUCGGUUUCGUCCUUGGGCUGCAGAAGAACUACCAGACAGUGCGCGACGACCAGCCGGAGGAGACGUUCACGCGGGUGUACACGUUCAACUCGGUGCGAAAAUCGAUGAGCACGAUAAUUCCUCGCAAGGGUGGCGGCUAUCGAUUAUUUACUAAAGGUGCUUCUGAAAUUAUAUUAAACAAGUGUGCCUUCAUAUAUGGCCAUGAUGGCCGUUUGGAGAAGUUCACGCGGGACAUGCAGGAGCGUCUGCUGCGGCAGGUGAUCGAGCCGAUGGCCUGCGACGGCCUGCGCACCAUCUCGAUCGCCUAUCGGGAUUUCGUGCCCGACAAGGCCGAAAUCAAUCAGGUGCACAUUGAGAACGAGCCGAACUGGGAUGACGAGGAGAACAUCGUCAACAAUCUGACGUGCCUGUGCGUGGUGGGCAUUGAGGAUCCGGUGCGUCCGGAGGUGCCGGAGGCGAUCCGCAAGUGCCAGAAAGCGGGCAUCACCGUGCGCAUGGUCACCGGCGACAAUGUGAACACGGCGCGUUCGAUCGCCACCAAAUGCGGCAUUAUUAAACCCACCGAUGAUUUCCUCAUUCUCGAGGGCAAAGAGUUCAAUCGACGCAUUCGCGACUCCUCAGGUGAGGUGCAACAGCAUCUGUUGGAUAAGGUAUGGCCGAGGAUGCGUGUGUUGGCGCGGUCAUCGCCCACGGACAAAUACACGCUGGUCAAGGGCAUCAUCGACAGCAAAGUUAGCGAUAAUCGAGAGGUGGUCGCUGUGACGGGUGACGGUACCAACGAUGGACCUGCUCUGAAGAAAGCCGACGUCGGAUUUGCCAUGGGCAUUGCCGGCACCGAUGUGGCGAAAGAAGCUUCGGAUAUUAUUUUGACAGAUGAUAACUUUAGUAGUAUUGUUAAAGCUGUAAUGUGGGGGCGAAAUGUUUACGAUAGUAUAGCCAAGUUUUUGCAGUUUCAGUUAACUGUAAAUGUUGUAGCUGUAAUUGUAGCUUUUAUUGGUGCCUGCGCUGUGCAAGACAGUCCUUUAAAGGCUGUACAAAUGUUAUGGGUGAACUUGAUCAUGGACACGCUCGCCUCACUAGCGUUAGCUACCGAGCUUCCCACGCCCGAUCUGCUGCUGCGGAAGCCGUACGGCCGAACAAAACCGCUCAUCUCGCGGACCAUGAUGAAGAACAUUCUCGGUCAGGCCAUCUAUCAGCUGACGGUCAUCUUUGCGCUGUUGUUUGUAGGUGACAAAAUGUUGGAUAUCGAAUCAGGAAGAGGUGCCGAAAUCGGCGCUGGGCCAACACAGCACUUUACUGUUAUCUUCAAUACGUUUGUCAUGAUGACACUGUUUAAUGAAUUCAACGCCCGAAAGAUUCAUGGUCAGCGGAACGUUUUCGAAGGCAUCUUCACCAAUCCCAUCUUCUAUUCCAUUUGGGUUGGCACUUGUGCCUCGCAGGUGAUUAUCAUUCAAUACGGCAAGAUGGCGUUUGCCACACGAAGUCUCACACUGGAGCAGUGGAUGUGGUGCCUGCUGUUUGGAAUCGGCACGUUGCUCUGGGGCCAGAUUGUCACCACCGUGCCGACGCGGAAAAUACCAAAGAUUCUUUCUUGGGGUAGAGGUCAUCCGGAGGAGUACACCGAGGCGAUCAACAUCGGCGAAGAGAAGUACGAUGUUGACAGUGAUAAGAAGCCGCGAGCCGGGCAGAUCCUCUGGAUUCGAGGCCUCACGAGGCUGCAGACGCAGGUGAUAGGUGGUGAAUUGCAAGAGCGUUUGAUUCCGGUUCCGUACAGCAAGAGCUCCACUGACCAAGCUGUGGGGCAAAAUCACAUUCGAGUAGUUAACGCUUUCCGUCAGGGCCUAGACGCUCGGUACGGCGAGCACAGCAAUACUUCCCUUGCCGAGGUGCUCCGCAAGCAGACGUCGCUCUCGAAGCGGCUGUCGCAGACAUCUUCCAUUGAGUACGCCGAUAACAUCCCCGACGAGCUGACAAUUCCCGAGAUCGAUGUGGAGCGCUUGUCCUCGCACAGCCACACCGAGACGGCCGUCUAGCUCGCACGCCCUCUACCUACUACCUCCAUCUCCCCCGCCACGCCAACCAACACUUAACCUCUUUACCACACACUCUCUCUUCUUCUCUAUUUCUAUCUAUCUAUCUAUGAAUCUAUCAUUACGCAAGCCCGUCCCUGCUGCAACCCACAACACACAACUUACCAGCAACAGCCGCAACGGAAGCGACCAUCUUGUGCGCGGUGUGGAUUUGACAACUGCUGACACCAGCGCCAGCGCCAGCGCCCUCUCUACUAGUGCAACAGCGCAGCAACUCAAAACGCACUUUUCUCUUUCUCUGUCUGUCUCGCUUCCUCCGAAGUUAUCAACUCGUCAUCUUGAACAACAUGUGAUGCUAAACGUAUUAUUUAUUAGCGACACCGUGAUAGUCGUGGUUGCUGCCAUAUCGCAAAACAUCACACACUCCGUAUUGCAAACAACAAAACAAAAAAUAUUAAGAUUAAAUUAUAUAUAUAAAUAUAUAAAUAUGCAUACAUACAACAUAAAACCAAAAAAUGAAGAUCGUCAUAAAAAACUACUUAAAAGCCGGCUGUAUGCAGCGCAUUGUUCAUUGUUCGUUGAUUUAUUGUUAUUCUAGUGAAUAUAUUGUGUGUUUCAUACUUCUAUAUAAUAUAAACAAAACAAAAACAAAAAACAACAAUGGACGAACAUGAAAAAAACACGUUUUAGCAAUAAAUAAGUUUAAAAAUGAAGGUGAAGCAACCCAACAUACAGUAUACAUACACACACACACACACAAGAUGGUGGUGGAUGGUGGCGCACGCGCCAUAGCGUAUUAUUAGGUGCCUAGGUGUGAGGGCGCGAUACACACACUUGACGCCCGCUCUCACACACAAACACACUCACACACGACACACACUCACACACAUGCACACGCUGAGAUGCGCACGCAAAGUGAAAGUAUUGCAGUGCACUCUGACUGCACUGGUGGCGCGCUCUGUAUGCGCGAGUCACAACCCGCUGCUGCGACUGGAACCUCACACGUUCCGUGCACUGUCAUAUCAGCUUGAUUGUCUACUCGCUUGAGGGCGUUCCAAUGCAUCAGUUGUGAUAUUUUCACAUGUAAAACCACAGCGUGCGUAUUUCUAUGCUUGUGAUGCGUUAAAAUGAUGAAAAAUUAAAUUAAUAUCAACGAUAUACUAUAAAGAUGGGAUUAAAACAAAAAUCAGCUCUGUAGAUUGAUGCAAGCGAGAUAUAAAUGUUGUCUGCCAAAAGAAAAAAAACACAAAAAGAUGAAAACAACACGUGUUUCUCUCGAACCUCAUUCUGUUGUGUAAUAAUUCUAGAUCUAACUUUGAUUAGUUAAAAGAAAUUAGUCUAGAUGAGAAUUAAAAUGAAAGAAAGAUGAAAAACAAGAUACACCAUUAAUUAAGUUGCGAAAAAUUUGAAGAAGAAGAAAACUGUCUUGCCACAUUUGUUGAAGUGAGGUUAAAACGAAUUUAUUGCAUACCAAAUGAUGUUAACCUAAAAAAAUGAUGAAGAAAUGAAACCAGGCUAGAGCUUAAACCUAUUAAAAGAGUAUAAUUAUAAUAUGCAUGUUAUUGAGAACAAAAAAAAAAUGAAACCAAAACAAGCGGAAAUGCAUCGUUUACGAUUAUAUUGUAACAUAUUCGAUAUAAAUUAAUACUAUUAACUACUACUGUGAAUAAGUAGCUUAAACAUGAGAUUUUUGAAUUUAACGUUUAAGAGCUGUGUAUAAUGGCACGCUGACGGUGGCAAGUCACGCCCGACCACGCCCAUUGGAACAAUAUGACACGCCCCACAAUUACACACGCCCAUAACCUCAUUCUCCUCCUACUUACCCCCAAAAUGUACUUAAAACUGUACUUAAAGUGGAAGAACGUGUUGUUUAUUUAAUUGUUUAAUUUUUAACUAUUGAAGUGAAACGAAAUGCAGUGUUAUAUCGUUAUAUAUGCGAGAGAAAUUAAUAAGGAAACAAUAAUUGAAUAAUUUAAUGUGUUUCGUAAUUUACAUUAUUUAUGUACUCGUAAGAUUUGUAGUUGUUACAAGUUUAAAGUUAGUUAUUUAUAUAUAGUUAUCUAUACAUACUCUAAUUCUAUUGAUUGUAGGUUAAGUCACAUCACAACACACACACACCACAUUUAAAAAUAUAUUAUACACUGUUUACGAUUCGGGGGUGGCGGGGUUUGCUUCUAUUGGCGAGCUCGCGCACACACACACUUAUACACUACUACUCCGUAUCGGAACCGAGCGGCUCUUGUGUUACGCGUUGCGCGUACGCCCCGCCUUUCGCAUCACACACCCAAUGGGCUGGCGGGGCGUGGCGCGCGCAUGCGCCACAAGCAGCCCGGGAUGCUCGCGGGCAGCGCCUCUGCGCAUGCCUGAGCUUUCCGAGCGUGCAUCAUCGCUCGCUGAAUGAAAAACCAAAAAAAAAAUCUAUGAAGAGGAAAAUAAACCACCCAUACAUGCGUUGACGUUUCGAGCAUUUUAUUUUUACAUACACAUACAAAUCAUGCGCGACGAUGCACGUUCCUAUUACUAUGUAAUAUACUUUUUAAACUAUACUUAUCUCGUAACUUUAAACAAAAUGAUGAUGAUGAUGAUGACCCGAAACAAUGAGAAACAGGAAAUAAUACACACUCACGAUGGGAGAAAUGAUUACAAUUAUUGAUGAUAUAUAUAUAUAAAUAAAUAUAUAUAUUAAUAUAAUGAGAUACCAAAUUUAACAAACGAUGAGGACGACACAAUUCUGCUAACAUGUUUAAAUAAUGGAGAUGAUAUGAAAAGGCAAAUUAAAAUUAUAUACCAUAUAUCGUCACGCCCUAGCCCAUCAGACUUCAUACACUUCUAGUUGAUCAAUGACAUGUAUGAUACAAAAACAAAAUGAUAUUAAUGAUACCAUAUGAUACCAUAAAUAAAUAUUUACUUAUUGA